AUGGAAUCUGUUAUUGGAGCAGUAACUCAAGAGGCCGGACUAGAAUAAGCUCACGAAUUUCUAAAGAAUAAAUUCAAUAUACUUGGUUACUCCUUGAGUGAGUAUGCAGAAAAUAGAAAUAAGCUGAUGAGCGAAUUCGACAAGAUCUCAAUAGACGCUAAUGAAAUAACCCAAAUCUUUAAGCUAGAAGAGAUAUUAAAUUACGAAUUCAAGUACAAAUAAAUAGCGAUUGUAGCUCUCACUCACAAAUCUUUGACCGAAAACAAAAAUUAAAAAGAUAAUCAAUCUAUUAAUCCAGAUAAUGACUAACUGAUUGAAACUAAAUAAAUAUAGAACUAUGAACGGCUUGAGUAUCUCGGUGAUGAGAUAUUAGGAUUACUAGUUACACAGUACUUUGUGGGAGUGACUAAAGACUAAAACUAAAAUUAGAAUCCAGAAAAAUUGCACAAAUUAAGAUCAUAAAUUGUCAACAACACUAUGCUAAGUCUUAUUACUAUUGAGACAAAUAUUUAUGAGUUCAUUCGAUUUGAUGAGCUAUAAGAAACAUAUAGAUCACAGAUUGAUAAUUUCGUUCAACUAGUAAAAGAAAAUCUCAAGAGAAAGGGUUCAUCAAAAUAAAAUGCAAUCAAAUUUAUUGGACUUAACGCAUACAAUUGCAGAAAAACUUAUGAGUCGGCUCUCACCUUAAAUUAUCAUAAGGAUGAAGAUACUGAUCUAAAGAAAUUGAUUCAAAAUAUUAAAUAGAAUGAUCAUGAAAUUACUUUGGAAUAAACUUAUGAUUUACUAGUAAAAAAUGAAGUUUUUCCAAUCGAUAUUGAAUAAUUGCAUGAGAGUAAUAUGAAAAUAUUUGGAGAUAUUUUUGAGAGCUUGAUAGCAGCUGUUUUUCUUGAUUCAGGCAGUUUAGAAAUAACAUAAAGAGUUCUGUUUAAAAUUCUUGAACCUUACUUGAUCAUUUAUGCCAAUAUUGAUCGGUAGAAAGACAAUAAGAGAGCUUAGCUCCAAGACCUAUGGAACAAAACAAAAUACUUCAAGCAGUUAAAGUUUGAAAUGACAUAAGAAAAUACAAAGGACUACAUAAUUUACUCUGGAUGGAUAAUGACGACAGAAGUGAUGAAAUUGAAAUUUGAUGCUAUUGUUAAAAGUAAAGUCCGCAAAUUCUACUCAAAAUUUUACUAAUUUGUUUAAGAAAGCAUAGAAUAAUUCGAAAAAAUUGCUGAAGAUCUAACUUACUUCAACUAUUUGAUAUUUGUAAAGAAAUUUAGAGUGCAAUGGGCUUAAAAUUAAACUAGUGAUUCAUGA
Stylonychia lemnae is the source of this 1299-nucleotide messenger RNA. The record is from the annotation of a GenBank genome assembly. Lineage: Eukaryota; Ciliophora; Spirotrichea; Sporadotrichida; Oxytrichidae.